Molecule: messenger RNA, 6622 nt
Organism: Hydractinia symbiolongicarpus
Lineage: Eukaryota; Metazoa; Cnidaria; Hydrozoa; Anthoathecata; Hydractiniidae
Product: pericentriolar material 1 protein-like
Exons: 35
Coding region: 106-6408 (2100 amino acids)
Biological process (GO): intraciliary transport involved in cilium assembly; centrosome cycle; cilium assembly
Cellular component (GO): centriole; ciliary basal body; centriolar satellite
Source: RefSeq, a predicted model, not a curated record
AAGCCAAACUUUUGUAUUUCGUUUAUUUUGCAGACAAACAAGACUUCGGAUAGCAUCAUGGUUACUACACAAACCGAAAUGAUGCGAUAGAAUCAUAUAAUUUGCAUGAUGGCUUCCAAUGGAGGAUUUCACCUUCCAGCUUUUGAAGAAAUUAUUAAAAGGGGUUCUGCAAGUGAACCAAAAAAUAACCGACCUGUCCCUAAAGUACGUAACAAUAAUCUGACUGGAGAAAUGAGUCUGAAUAGUGCCGUCAAAGCUGCUAACAAUAAAAGAAAUACAUACUAUGAUGCUCUUUCUGCAAGCGAGCCAAGAAAAAGAUCUAAUAAAAAAAAGAAGACUACUGCUUUGGAUGAAAGUGAAUUUAGCUCUGAAGGCUCACCAAGUCAAGCACGACGUAGGACCCCAAUGACUAUGCCAAGAACAAAAGUAACUGCAGCAACUCCUCUGGAACAGAAAAUUGCUUUAAAGAAGCUUAAACAGAAGUUGACCUUUGAAAAACAGGAGGCCAAAAUAAAUGGUGAUGAUAUUGAGCAAAUUAAUCCAUCUUUAUUAAAUGGAUUUGCUUCCUUGGAUGAGGUUAGUGUGUCAAGUGUAUCAGAGCAUCCAGCCAGUGAACUGUCUGAGUUUGAUGAUGAUAAAAUUAAAAGCCGUCUCAACCAAGUACAGGAAUAUUUAAAACAAGCAACCUCCAUGUAUGUGAGUCUCUCCAUGGAUGAGUCAACUGAGCCAAAGAGAACGGAUCAAAUGAAUAAACUUGCAAAAUUAAUCCAACAACUUCGAGUUCAAGAACAAGGAUACUUAGACCUUUUGGAAAAAUCAAUGAAUAUGGAUGAUACACAUUCCAAUGCAGAAACAUUUUCUGUAUUAAGUGCAGAUCAACAAUCUGUUCAAUCUGCAAGUAUUGGGCAGAAUUUGCAGUCUGAUGUGAAAAGUCAACAACAAGAACUGGAAAGGCUUCGGGAACAACAGUCCCUGUUAAAGAAGAUUGUUCAGCAACAAAAAGAGCUUAAAGAGCUAAAGGAAAAACAAACAUCACUGUUAAGGAUGCAAGAAAAUGCAGAAAACAUGAUGAAGGAGAAACACCAGUUGAACUAUGUGCCAAACAAUCAAAGAGAAGGACAGCCAGAGGAGCGGAAGCCCAUAAAUAGCACACGGCAAUCUCAAAUGGCUGAUAGGGAUGCAGCUAUCAAUACAAAUAAUACUGCGGAAGAAAGCGAUGCUUUAAAAAGGGCACAAUUAGUAAGCAAGCUUCAAGCGUUACAGGAGAAAAAAGAACAAAUGGACGAGCUUAUGGUAACUUUAAAAGCAUUAAAAAAUGCACAAACAGCAGAAGAAAACAUGGUAGCACAACUUAACCAGGAUACUACCAAGGAAGCCGCAUCAGAAAUGCAGUCUGUUGACAACGAUAUCAAUGAUGAGGAUGAUGAAGAAAACAUGGACGUAGGUGAAAAAAUCAACAGAUUAAACGAUGUUCGAGAAAGAUUACACGAAUUACGAAGCAUUGUGGCUGAAUAUGAAUCAGGCAAUAUUCAAAGUUCAGCUCAUGCAACUGAUGCAAGCCGUGACAACCGACUUCAUGCACAAGCUAUACGACAAAAACAAGGAAACACUAUAACAGGAAAGGGUGGGGCAAGGGUUCGCAUACCUAAUCAGGAUUUUUUGUUGAAUGACUUGCAAAAUCUCCAGAAUGGAAUAGAGGAAUUAAUGGAUAAUCGUUGUCGUCCAGCACCUUCUGUACAGCGAAAAAUAGACGUAACUAGAAACCAACCAUCAAAGAUAAAAACUAAAAAUACAAAUCGAGAGAAAAAGCAGCAAAGAACAAAUAAAAAUACAUCAAAUGAGUUGUCUGCAGACUAUGCAAACAAAAUGAGGCAACUGCAGCUUGCAAGAAAUCGUAUUGCAGAUGAAAGCAGUUACCUUAAUUCUGAUAAAGAUUCUGCUAGCAUCAGAAGUGCUACAACACAAACAGAAGAUUCAGAAUCAGGAAAAGAUUCAGACGUAGAAAGCGAGGCGAGUUCCAUGCUGCAAUGGCAAGACGAUCCAGAAUUUAGAACUAAAGUCAAGAAACUUCAAAUGGCAAGAGAAAAGCUUCAUCAACUACAGGAACUUGUUAAAGUUGUUCAAGAAGGCGGAGCACAAUUGCCAAUAGAUGAUCUAAUUGACCUCACGCUUAGCAUAAGCGAUGAAGAGAAUGAAACAUCUGCUUGUGGAGAAAGUGAAGAAGAGGAUGAAGGUGAAGAUGAAGAGGAAACUGGAGAAGAAGAACAAUCAGAUGACGAAGAUGCAGAUGGAGAACAAACAGAGAAUGACAACCAAGAUGGAGAGAGUGUUGGGAGUAAAAGUACCGACAUGAAUUACAAUUUUGCUCCUGAAAACGGUUUGUCUGACAAUGAGCGACGAUAUCAAGGUCUCCUGAGAAAACAAAGAUUGGAAUUGAAUUACCUUCUCAAGGAAAGAGAGAGGUUACUUGAGGCUCAGCAAAAAUUGUCCAGUCUAGCAACCUCGGCCGUGUCUGCACAUACCCAAACGAAUACUACAAGUGUUGCUUCAUUAAAGAAUGUGAACACCACAUCUGGAAGUCAGAAAACGUUUCCCACUCUCACACAGGCAGAAUUGAACAAACAAGACAGGUAUAAAGAGAGACCAAGGAAAAGUCUGUUUGCAAAAUUAGAUGGUAUGUCUGUGGAACCACAUUAUGGUUCUGAACACGAAAUAUUUCCACCAAGUGUUAAAAGUGACAAAGAAUCUAUGACCGGGCCUUUAGCAAAUGCUAUGGCAGUUAGUGAGAUUCGUAGACAGAGGGAUCUGUUUGAACAAAAGAAAAAACAAAAGUUUGUGGAGAAGCAACAAAGAAAGAGAAAGAAUCGCUCAGAUGAGAAUCAGUCUGAUGACAGAGCAACUUAUUCUGUGCAUAGUGAUAUUGAUGAAGGAGUUGGUGUGAGUAUGUACAGUGCAGAUGUAACAACUGCUGCAACGUGGGGUGGUUCCACCGAACAAAGUUCAAGUGAAGAAGAUUCUGCUGUUGGUGAAGAAUUUCCUGAUAAUAAUAAUGCGGAAGAUGGUGAUGAAUACGGAAGCCAGUUUGAUCAACCUGAGGAAGAAGAAGAGGAAGCUGAUGCCAGCAAUGUGCCACCUGUAUUUAAAGUAAAGAAGUAUGGCAACGAACAGCCGAGGCGGGGAAUCAGCUGGUUGAAUGAAACUACACCUAGCAAAAAAAGUUCAGCGGAUCUAUACAGAAAUAACGGGGGUUCAGUAAGCUGGUCAUUAGAUGUCUCUCCACCAAGAUCAAGAAGAAGACUUAGACAAGGGAAUCUAACUCCAGCUCACAAGCUUAUUCAUGAUAAUAAAAGAAAGCGACAGCGUAGUGCUCAGUUUGAAGGAGACGUGACUGAUGCUUCAGCUACAGUGUCACGACCUGAUGAACAACUGCAGUCGCAACUUGCGAGUAUGUGCACAUCUUUGCUGAGGAAUGAACAAACACUUUUAUCUAUGCUACAAAAUCAAUCUUCAGCAGGUUACGAAGCCUGUCCUAUAUCGCAAAAAGGUUCACAUGUUGGCAAUUUUCAAACUCUUCAUGAAAUUCGACAGUUUUUUGAGAGGUCUUCAUUGAAUCAGUCUUAUCAGCAAACCCUGGAUGCUUUAAAAACCUGCUAUGAUCGGGUCGAGCAGCACCAACUUGAUAUGGAGUAUCUAAAAAGACAGUUUGAAUCAUUGAGCCAGCCAUCAUACACAACAGCUACUGACUACAGAUCUCCAUGGCCAAAUCCACCCUCUUUACACCUUAGUUCAUUCGGUGGUGUGAAUAAUGAGAUAAAACCAGAUGAAAGCAAACAUGAAUUUGCAACAUCCAUCCCCAGUUGCUUGAAAUCCAUGUCUGCCUUUCCAAAGAGCACUCAAACAGAAACAACCCUUUUUGAGGAUCCGUUUAAACCUUCAAUCCAACCUUACACUCUGUUUGGCGAAACAUCGCUUGAUGCCGGAUUAUCGCCAAACCGGAAGGAGCAGGACGAUUUUAAAUUUGAACCAGUCCCAGACCCAGUUAGUCCCGGAACAAUUGGCGAGAGGAUUUUUCAGCAGUUCGAGGAUAAUGCUAACGAAGAAGAACCAAGUAUCCCGUUCCGUUUAAGGAUGUCUGAGUACAACCCAUUAUCGUAUCAAGGUGGUAAUUUUGCAGACACAGCAACAGGUAAUGUUGUUACCGUGUCUAAAUUGUCCUUGAAUAAGGAUCGUGCAGAAACCAUGGUUUCUGACCAUAAGGCUGACCAAAAUGAAAAGAGCAUAUGGCCAUCGUUUUUCAAGUUGGCUGAAGCUUCCAUUGCUGCUGAAAAUGUGUCUGAAAAUUCAUCAAAGUAUACAAGUAGUUUAGCUGGUCGCAGUGCUUCGAAUGAAUUGCCAAACAAAGCAACCAGUGUGGCGACCAAAGCGGAUGAUGAAAUGGGUGCGCGAUCUACAGAAAGUAACUUUUCAUUAUUUGAAGCCCUAAGGGAUUCUAUUUAUUCAGAAGUUGCCACAUUGAUAGCUAUGAAUGAAUCCCGCCCACAUUACCUUGUGGAACUGUUUCGAGAACUUCAAUUAUUAAAUUCCGACUAUCUGCGACAAAGAGCUUUGUAUUCACUGCAAGAGCUUGUUACCCGUUUUUUAACAGAUGAUAGUACAACUUCAUCUCCGAUGAAACCUGCUUUUAAGCAGGAAACUAUCCCAAGUUCUACAACGCAUGCGCCAUACGAACAAUGGGUAGCAUCGGCUUCGGAGCAGACACCAAGUGAAAGCGUGUUGACGACAGAUGAUGAGAGUGAAUCACAAGCAUUGCAAACAUUGGCGAGGCAGAUACAAAACAACGACAUGUACGAUUAUGCUGAGUUAGCUGAUACACAAUCAGAUACGAAUGUUUCCACGCCAGCAUCAACGUGUGAUAUCCCCUUUGCUGCAGAAGAUUUAGGAAAUACUGUUAUCAACUUAGAGGAAGCAUUGGAAAAAAUGAGGUUGUAUGAACAAAACAUGGCCAAAGUAAAGAAAGCAUUUGAACAAGACUCUGCAUCCCCAUCUACCGCUGCAUCUUCAAUCAACGACCGUCAAAACACAGUCAAUGCUGCAUAUGAAGCUGUCAAGCGGCGCGUUAAUGCUCGAUUAGAUACGACUAGUAAUAGUUCUGCUGCCGAUGUCACGAGUCUGGCCUCUUCUGAUAUGCCACAGCCUUCUGUUGACACGAAAAAGCUUGACAGACAGAUCAAAUCAGUAAUGAUGGAUCUGAUACCGUUUUUAAAUGACCACAUCGAAAGUAUCUGCGAUGAAGAGCUUUUAGAUGAAAUCAGACGUUCGAUUGUACAGUUUUCAAAGGGCAAAGAACAAUUUGAUGAAUCUUUUCAUAGGCAAUUGGAUUCGAUACUAAAGGAUUCCUUAAUGAAGUUUCAUUCAAGAAAGUUAAAAGAAUGUGGAGAGGAUAUAUUGAUCGAUGUAUCUGAGAUAUUGUUCAAUGAACUCGCAUUCUUUCGGCUAAUGCAAGAUCUUAACAGGCCGCUGUAUGAAGGUUUAUCCGCAGAAGACUUUAAAGCCAUGAACAACGAUAUUGGGCAACAUUUUCAAAUGGCACCAAUCAGUUCUCCUGGUGACGAUGGAAGUUCGGUUGCAGAGUCUGUAGACACGGUUGAAAACGAGACCCCCCAAACAUCCUCACAAUCAAGCAGCUUAUCCAACGCCUACGUGGUUAUUGAUCCUCUUGUCAUUACGGAUGAAGAAACUGAAUCAUCGAGACAAUUUGUCAACGUUGAGCUUUCUGUUAGUGAAUCACGUCCAGUACGCAGUUCUGGUAGUGGCGAGGAUGACAACGAAGAGGAGCCGUCUUUGUUUUCAAAAGCAUCCACGCCAGCUUCAUCAAUUAAUCUGUAUUCACAAGUGAUACAAGCGAAUGCCGCGAAUAAUGAACAGGGUGGUGUUUCACGAGGUCCUCAAGCUGAAGGGUUAAACAAUCAUAGCUCAGAACAAGUCAGUCAAUCAGCAGCAGGCAACGUAUCUGUGGAGAACGAGCAAGACUGUGCUGCCGAAGAUGAACGAGACGAGGGCGACCAGCUGGCAGAGGAAGACGAACGUAUUGAACACGAAAGGGAGGCAGUUGCUGAUGAGCCGGAAGGCCAGGAUGGUGUGGAAAGUGAAAGCGCUGAAGACGAAAGAAAUUUAGAAGAAGGUACAGAGGCGCCAGAGGCAGAAGAUAACGUUGAACAAGAUAGAGUAGAAUCACUUGACCAACAAAAUGAGACAGAAGAAGUCGCUGAGGAUGAUCUUCCUGAGGCUGACAUGGCAUCGGAGGAAAAUAAUGCUGCUGCCCAAGUUGUGUUGGAUCAUCUGGAGGGACAGCAAGAAUUGGCGGGAGAUCCACAAGCAUUACCUCAAGUCACAGAAUCUCCACCAUAACGAGUUGUCAUUCGAACGUUUACUUCUAAUCGAACGUGUAAAUCUGACUCGACUGCUUCUUGGUUGUACUGAUGACGUCACUGCAGCAUUCGUUUGUUGUUUGCUGUUGAACAGAAUUAUCUUUUCGUUUGUUUUCAAAAGUUCCUAAUAUAAUUUCUACUGUUUGAAAGCUCUUAUGUACGAAAUGAUUGUUGUAAAAAAGAAAACCACGAAA